CACCGAAACAAGACGUGCGUGCGUGCCGUUAUGCUAUAUACAAUGUCGCAUACGCGAACGAUUCCCGUGACGAUUUCUUAAAAUAGCAUCGCGCGUAACAACUCGCGAGGCCAAAAAAAAAACCCAUCGACAUGGAAAGUCGUAGCGAUCGGAGUGCAGAGUUGUUUAUCGAGACGUAAAGAGAGAGAGAGAGAGGUGGAGCUGGCGAGAGGCUGGGAAAGAAAUUUAAGAGGAACCGCAAAAUCCGAGAAACUUUUUCAAUCGAUGAGAAUUGUUGAAAAAAAGUGAUUCGAUAUAAUAAAUAAAAAAAAAAAAAAAAAAAAGAUUCAUCGAUGGACGCGAUUGUGCGGUGAACCACCCUGCGACACCGAAUCGCUGGUCGCGCGAUUUCGAAUAAUCUCUCGAGUCGGAAUGACGGAGAGAGAGCGAAGAAGAGAGUUUCGGGAGUAAUUUUCGAGCUGACUGGCGAGUCGCGAUCGAUCGAUCGCUCCGAACGAGAUCCGACGAUCGCCGUUUCCGACCCUUAAAAAGUAUCUCUCGAAAUAGUUCCGAACUACGAUGUGCCUCGCGAGUCCGCGGCGACGAGAAUCUCGCGCGUUCGCGCGACGGAAACCAGGACCGUCCUGAUGUGAAAGGACCACUUGUGCUUCGACGAUCGGGAAAUCCUUGAAAUCUUCCAUAACGCGAAGCGGAGCGAGCCUCGAAUUUCUUCAGGAGCGACGAGAGUUUACGGGAUUCUUCCGGAAACCCGAGAACAUCCAAACUCCACCGAAGGAGAGAGAAAGAGAGAGAGUCGCGUUUCGAGGAACGGCGAGGACUUUAUUCGACGAUAAAGGUGAAAAGUUCACCAGGAUACGCGGCACGCCGCCCGUCGAAACUUUUGUCGUGAUCAUUUUCGCGUGAACAUCCACGUCUAUAUAGGAUAUAUACUACUUUACGGAAGAUCGACGUACUUUUGAAGGACCGUCUUAGGGAGAUCUCGCGAGCCGUCGCGAUAAUUCACCCUCCCUUUUCAGCUAAGCGGAUUGAAAUCUCGAACUAAUCGCGAGUAAACCGUGCUCGGAAGCUCCGGAAACGCGAUUGUGAACUUGUGUGUGUUUAAUUAGCGUGCGAGAGUCGAGGUAAGGGACGAGUGAUAUAUAAGACGUCGCCUGGUGGUGUCAUGUCAGUGAGUGGAUGGUGAUAGUCACGAUUGGGGGAUGUGAAUCAACUUUAGUAUUCGAGUGUAAAGCGUCUCCCGAAGAAAUAGUCGCGGAAAUGGCUCUGAGAUGGCAAGCGAGGCUCUCGAUUGCUGCCAUACUCUUUAUGUGCACAGAAGAUACGCUGAGUCUAGGAGAUCGGACGAUAGAUAACAUAGACAGACACGCAAUUCAGACCAGACCACGACAACAAUUGCUGGAUCAUUCUUCCGGAUUGAAAUCGAAACCGGAACCCAUCUUCGACUUUUCGCAAAAUACUAACGUGACGGCUCUGAUUGGAAAAACAGCAUACCUCACGUGUCGAGUUCGCAAUUUGGGCGAUAAAACCGUAUCCUGGGUCAGGCACAGGGACAUCCACAUUCUAACGGCGGGGGCGUACACAUACACAAGCGACCAGCGAUUUCAAGCGCUACAUAGACAAAACGCGGGUCACAAUAGCGAAUGGUCCGAGUGGACCCUCUGCAUAAAAUGGGCGCAGGAGCGAGACCAGGGAAUCUACGAAUGUCAGAUUUCCACCAUACCUAUCAAGUCGUAUCAGUUUCACUUGAACGUCGUUGUACCUACGGCGACGAUACUGGGCGGACCCGAGCUGUACGUCGGUGCUGGCAGCACGAUAAACCUGACGUGCGCCAUACACUUUAGCUCGGAGCCACCAGCCUACAUCUUCUGGUACUACAAUGACAACGUCCUGAGCUACGACAGUCCCAGGGGCGGCGUUUCGGUGAUAACCGAGAAGGGUGGCGACGUCACCACCUCCUGGCUCCUUAUUCAGACGGCGCAGCCCUCGGACUCCGGGGAGUACAGCUGCAAGCCCAGCAACGCCAAUACGGCGUCCAUCAGGGUUCAUGUCCUAAAUGGCGAGCGACCGGAAGCGAUGCAGACCGGAACCGCGGGGCCGAUACUGUCCUCGAGUUGUCUAUUGGUGUCCCUCAUCAUUUUGUACAUAUCCUCGGUGUAAAUGAAAAAAAAAAAAAAGAAACGGAAAUGGCGCCACGACUCGGAGUUCACAUCCGUCGCGGUACGUUCCUCAUCAUCAUGCGUUUACGCGUUAAUGCGUUUCCACGUAUAUAAUUCCAUCUAAUAGAUGUGAUCGCGGGACGAUACUGCAUUUUGUACGGGAUUAUAAAGUGAGAUUCC
This is a messenger RNA of Nylanderia fulva, 2336 nucleotides long. Its product is annotated as zwei Ig domain protein zig-8. The record is from RefSeq and is a predicted model, not a curated record. Gene Ontology annotation, biological process: synapse organization. NCBI's taxonomy places the organism in Eukaryota, Metazoa, Arthropoda, Insecta, Hymenoptera, Formicidae. Gene Ontology annotation, cellular component: neuron projection membrane.